Messenger RNA from Plasmodium relictum, 1443 nucleotides. RefSeq names its product conserved Plasmodium protein, unknown function. The coding region runs from base 1 to 1443 and encodes 480 amino acids. NCBI's taxonomy places the organism in Eukaryota, Apicomplexa, Aconoidasida, Haemosporida, Plasmodiidae. The record is from RefSeq and is a predicted model, not a curated record. The transcript has a single exon.
AUGAAUAAGAAAUUUUUAUUUAUUUUGAUUUUUUUAUUAAGGAAUAUAGCAAAAAAAAUUGAGAGUAAAUUAUUUUUUAAUGAAAAAAAAUUAUUUUUUCCUGGAAAUUUUACAAAAAAAAGGAACUUAACUUAUUAUUUUAUAAAAAGAAAUAAAGAUGAUAAUAAAAAAAAAGAAUUACAAAAUGUCUACAAAUUAAAUAAUGGAAUUUCUCUACUAAAUGAAAAAUUUAAGAGCGCUAAAGAAAAGAUAUUUUUAUAUUUUAAAAAAAAUAAAAAUAUUAUUGAAAAGUUAAAAGAUCUAAAUGAAAAAAAAAGUACAUGGUUUUUUACUGGAUAUGCUAAAAAUAUAUUUAAUUAUAAUUCUUCUUAUAAUGUUAUUGGGCUCGAAGAAAUAAAAGAAAUUGAUCAUAAGAAUUUAAUUUUAAGGAAUAAAAUUGAUUUAAAUGAAGUUUCUAAGAAAUAUAAUAAUGUAGAGAAACAAAAUAAUUUUUUGAUAAUUAAUGGUUACGAAGUAAAAAAGUAUGUAAUUUUUUAUAAAAAUGAUGAUAAUAGUUCUGGAGAAAAUUUUAUUAUGUGCAAUUAUAAUUACUUCAUUUUUUAUUUAUUAGACAAAGUAAAUAGUAAAUUUUAUAUUUUAAUAAAUAAUUUAAGUGAUGAAAAUAUUAUUUAUGAAGUAAAAGAAUUAAAUAAAAAGGAUUUUUCUGAUUUUUUCUACAAAUUAAAUAAUAAAAUUGAUUUAAAUACAAUAAAUAUCAUUUCUUUAAGUAAUAAAAAUAUUUUACAAGAUUUUACAAAUGAUGGAUAUAGAAGUGAAUCUGUAUAUGAUAGCUAUACAGAUAAAUUUAAAUUUCACUUAAAGAAAAUUUGUUCCUUAUCAAAUAAAUCUAAUAUAUUUUUAAAAGAUAACAUUAGUACCGAAAAUUUUAAAUCAAGAAACACUUUAAUUUAUAGCAAAAAAAAUUUUAUCCUUCAGGAGAAAACUUAUUUUCAGUAUUUAAAGAAUUUUUUUAUUAAUAAUGAAAAAGACAAUGAUUUAUUUGAGAUAAUUUUUAAAAAUAACAAUGCUUAUAAACUAUAUGUUCAAAAUAAUAUAAAUGAUAAUUCUUAUUAUAUUUUAAAAAACACAAAAAUUAGCAAAAAAAAAUUAAAUCAAUUGUACAAAUUAUUAACAAAUUAUCACUAUAAAAACAAAAAGAGCAAAGAUCAAUUUUUUACAUAUGCCAAGGUAUUAUUUAGUAUAUAUAAAAGAGAAUUUGAAAAAGAAAAAGAAAAACAAAAAAAUAAAGAAAAUAAUUAUACCAAAAGUAUUUAUAUAAGUAUUGGUGCAAAAGAAUAUUUAAUUGAUAAAGAUGCUUCAAUUCUAAGAAAAAAGGGUGAAAUUUUAUUAUUUAGUUUAGCCAAACAAUUUUUGAAUAAUUUAAUUUCAUGCAUAAAUAUAUAA